Miscanthus lutarioriparius is the source of this 1557-nucleotide messenger RNA. The record is from the annotation of a GenBank genome assembly. NCBI's taxonomy places the organism in Eukaryota, Viridiplantae, Streptophyta, Magnoliopsida, Poales, Poaceae.
AUGAUGCAGCAGAUGCAGCAGGAGCCGUGGAACGCCGCCGCCGUUGGGCUCCUCCGGCCGACCAAGUCGGCGCCCUGCUCGCCCAUCAAGCCGGCGGCGGCGGCGGCCAUGCUGCGGACCCACUCCGACUCCUUCCACGUCGCGCACAAGGUGCCAGUCGGCGACACGCCCUACGUGCGAGCCAAGCGCGUCCAGCUGGUGGACAAGGAUCCGGAGAAGGCGAUCGCGCUGUUCUGGAGUGCGAUCAACGCCGGCGACCGCGUCGACAGCGCGCUCAAGGACAUGGCCAUCGUGAUGAAGCAGCAGAACCGCGCCGAGGAGGCCAUCGAGGCCAUCAAGUCGCUGCGCAGCCGGUGCUCUGACCAGGCGCAGGAGUCCCUCGACAACAUCCUCCUCGAUCUCUACAAGAGAUGCGGGCGGCUGGACGACCAGAUCUCGCUGCUCAAGCACAAGCUGCAGCUGAUCCACCAGGGCCAUGCCUUCAACGGCAAGCGGACCAAAACGGCGCGCUCUCAGGGCCGCAAGUUCCAGGUCACCCUCGAGCAAGAAGCCACCAGGCUCCUUGUAAGUGCACACAUUUCUCAAGGAGAACUACACGGAGGCGGAGGGGCGUACCGUCGGGCGCUGCUCAUCGGGCCGGACAACAACAAGAUGUGCAAUCUCGGCAUCUGCCUCAUGAAGCGGGGCCGCGUGCUCGAGGCCAAGGAUGUGCUCAAGCAGGUACGCCCCGCAGCGGUCGACGGUCUGCGCGGCGCCGACUCUCAUCUCAAGGCCUACGAGCGCGCGCAGGAGAUGCUGCGGGACCUCGAGACCAAGCUCGUUGGCCGCCCGCGGGCUGACCAGCUCGACACUAACUGGCUCUUUGAUGCGCUGCUGCUGGGAUCGUCCUCAAGCAUCUGGCAGCCGCAGCCUUGCAUCGACCACUUGCUGCCACCUCCGGCUCCAGCUCCGGCUCCAGUUUCGGCUCCAGCACCAGCCCCGGCGCCGCGCGACCGCUUCGCCGACGAAAACGCCAGUGUCAGCAAGAAGCUGGCGGCGAUCCAGGCGAACAUGCUUAAUGUGGACGCGCAGCCCUUCUACUCUCUGCGGGUGCCGCCGCUUGCAGCGAAGCCUCAUAACACGCUGCCUCAGCAGCAGCAGAAGCCACACAACACGCUGCCUCAGCAGCAGCAGCAGAAGCCAGCUCCUGUCCAUGAUCCCUUGGGCAACCUGAAGCGGACACGGUCCGGCAAUUGCAUGGACAAGGAGCAGAGCAUCGACGAGAACAGCGGCAGGAGGAAGUCGCUCUCAGCUGAGGACAGAUGGCCAGAGCUGCCCGACCACAGCGCAUUCGACGAGGCCCUCGUCGCGGCUGUCCUGGGCCCAGUGCUCGACGACGAACCUGCUGAAGGGAACGGCCACGGCAAGCUGCCGGCGAGCUGCGACACGAGCCCAGCGGUGAAAGGAAAAGACCGGCAAGAGGCUGAGGAUCUUCCAGGACAUCACACAGACAGUGAACAAUUUCUGAUUCGUUUUGGUUUUCUUCACUUUCCUACUCACAGCAGGCGGCAGGCUUGA